GACAAACAUUAUUGUUUCACAGGAUCAUCACAAUGCUACGGAUAACGCUUCUACUGACGCUCGUGGCGCUCGCGUGCCACGCUGCUCCUUCCUCUGACGAUGCAGCUGUCGAGCCUCUAUACAGAAGUGUGACCAUCGCCGACUACAAGACUGCUCUAUCACAGAGUAAAAGUCUCGUAAACAGACAGAAAGGCAGAAUCAUCUCGAAAACUGUCGACAAACUGAUCAACGAGAACCCAAAGAAGGUUAUGUACUUCGCGUACUAUCUGUGGAACAACGGAGCCCAAGACAUCGUCAAGAAUUACUUCCCGCUCCCAUUCAGAGUGAUCUUCAGCCAGCUUUCCGUCGAGCUCUAUAACAAGAAAUACUCCAUGGAGCUCAAGGUAACACUUAGCACUGAUUCCGAUAACGAAAGGGGCGUGUAUGGUGACUAUAGUAAAGUUGGCGCGAGGGCAGACUGGACAUUCAUGGUUACUGAGGCAGCAGACGAGAAGGUCUACUUUAAAGUCUACAACCCUAGCAAUAACCAAUAUAUGAAAUCCGGAAAUUCAGCUGAUGGGGACAAUGACCGCCCGAUUUACGCUUCUACUAAUUCUGACACGUUUAGACAUCAGUGGUACCUUGAGCCAGUCAUGUACAAUGGCGACCUCCUGUUCUACAUUUUCAACCGGGAGUACAACCAGCCCCUGAAGCUGGGCCAAUUCACGGACUCGGAUGGCGACCGCCGGGCUUACGCGCAUGGCGGAGAUCCGUCUGGCGAUCCUGAACGUUUCGGAUGGAAGAUGGUCCGUUACUAAUCAAUUGUAGUAAUGAUUUUGGAGACAUUUUUACUGAAAUAAACGUGUGAUUGAAGCAUUA
Messenger RNA from Manduca sexta (tobacco hornworm), 858 nucleotides. RefSeq names its product microvitellogenin-like. The coding region runs from base 33 to 797 and encodes 254 amino acids. Lineage: Eukaryota; Metazoa; Arthropoda; Insecta; Lepidoptera; Sphingidae. The transcript has a single exon. Gene Ontology annotation, cellular component: extracellular region. The record is from RefSeq and is a predicted model, not a curated record.